Molecule: messenger RNA, 1963 nt
Organism: Marmota monax (woodchuck)
Lineage: Eukaryota; Metazoa; Chordata; Mammalia; Rodentia; Sciuridae
Gene: Gpr150
Product: G protein-coupled receptor 150
Exons: 1
Coding region: 138-1430 (430 amino acids)
Biological process (GO): neuropeptide signaling pathway
Cellular component (GO): membrane
Molecular function (GO): peptide binding; G protein-coupled peptide receptor activity
Source: RefSeq, a predicted model, not a curated record
CUCGAUGCGUGUGCUUUUCCAACUAACUUUGGGAACUCGUGUACACCCAGCAUCUCUUUCUGCGCCACCUCGCCUCCACUUUGGUUUCCCGCGCUCUGCCUGCCUUCUUCGGUGCCUCCCCUUCCUCCUGCCUAAGGAUGGAAGAUCCUUUCAGCCCCUCAACUCUGCCACCUGCACCCAAUCUCUCCGUACCCAUCUUGCCGAACUGGGGUUUCAACCUGACUUCUGGAAAGGGAGCCAGCGCCCCGGGGCCGCAGUCGCCGCCACCCGGACCACGCAUCCCCCGGGUCAGCCUGGUCUUACUGGGGGUCUUCUUGGUGGCGGCAGUGGCCGGCAACGCCACGGUGUUAUGUCGUUUGUGCGGCGGCGGGCCGUGGGCAGGUCCCAAGCGUCGCAAGAUGGACUUUCUGCUGAUGCAGCUGGCCGUGGCGGACCUGUACGCGUGCGGGGGUACUGCACUGUCCCAGCUGGGCUGGGAGAUGCUGGAAGGGCAGCUCCCGGCUGCGGGCGACCUGGCGUGCCGUUUCAUGCAGCUGCUACAGGCGUCUGGCCGGGGUGCCUCUGCCCACUUCGUGGCACUCAUCGCUCUCGAGCGCCAGCGCGCUGUGCGACGUCCCCAGGGUCCGCCGCUGCCCGCACGCUCCCUCGCCGCCUUGGGCUGGCUGCUGGCGCUGCUCCUGGCACUGCCCCCGACUUUCGUGGUGCGCGGGGACAUUCCGCAGCCGCCGCCUUCCGCUGCGUCCCCGGCCGCCCGCUCUUGGCCUGGGGAGCGUCGCUGCCGCGGCAUCUUUGCCCUUCUCCCGCGCUGGCAUCUGCAGAUCUACGCGCUCUACGAGGCUGUCGCGGGCUUCGGGGCGCCAGUCGCGGUCAUGGGCGUCGCUUGCAGCCACCUGCUCAGCGUCUGGUGGCAGCGCCGGCCCCAGGCCCAAGCCAUGGCGGCUCCCUGGUCGGCUAGUCCGGCCCGAGGCCCCGAGCCCAGUGCGCUGCCCCGUGCCAAGGUUCAGAGCCUGAAGAUGAGCCUGGUACUGGCGCUGCUGUUUGUGGGCUGUGAGCUGCCCUACUUCGCCGCCCGGUUGGCGGCCGCGUGGUCGUCCAGGCCUGCGGGAGACUGGGAGGGAGGCCAGGCUGCCGUUUUGCGCGCCGUGGGAGUGGCCAGUAGUGCUCUCAACCCUUUCGUCUACCUCUUCUUCCAGGCGGGCGAUGGCUGGCUUUGGCGGAGGCUACGGAGGCGCCUGGGCGCUGUGUGCUGCGCGCGGGAGGGAGUCUCGGAAGACAAUGAGUGGGCCGGGGACCACCAGGCGCUCCACCGCCACCGGUGGCCCCACCCGCACUACCACCACGCUCGGCGGGAGCAUCGGGACCAGGGCUGCUUGCGCCCACCCCCGCCGCGCCCCAGACCACUGCCCUGCUCCUGCGAAAGCGCCUUCUAGGGGCACAUUUGGGCGGAGGCAGGUCACCUGUUGCCGCAGCUUUGCCUCCAGGUGGGGUGAGACCCUAAAGCUGUCCCCUUCCUCCACGCCCCUAUUUUUUUUUGUACUGUUUACGUUUCCUACACUUUGCACUUAUUCCCCUCAAUUCCUCUCACAUUUCCUCACUUGGAGAGGAGAGAGCCUUUGGAAAGUUGUGAAAAAUGGAUUUCGGAGUUAUUUUUGAAGUUUUCUCUCAUUCUCCCAUUGUGUUCUGGAUAAGACAGUUUAUUUUAGCUUAACUACUAAACUUUCAUUAUUUGUUGUGGUAUCAUCUGGUUUUCGUUAUUUCGAAUCUUGCUUAAAUCAAGUGUACCUUGAGUACUAGGGAGUUUGCCAUUCCUUCCAAAAGAAGGGAAAUCCCCAUAUUACUCUCCCUGGGGAGACAAGGAGUUGUACCAGUAAUACUGUCAGAAAUGUAAUCAUGCUGCCACUUCAAAGACACAGAGUAUUUGUAAAAUAAAAACAUUUCCCACAGAGCAAUUAGGUCUUUUUUU